GCACCGGGGCCACUGGGGUGCUCAGACCGGGGGAGCAGUGCAUAACGGCAGUAGUGGAGCAUCCCCGGGUGGGUACGGGAGGACACGGGGAGAUACCAGAGUGACCACCCGGGGUACUGUGAUGCCCGUGUGAAGGUUACUGGGGAUGCUGUGCUGCUCCGGUGAGGGCACCGGGAGCUCCCAGGGUGCCGUGGCGGCGGUACCGGGGGUACCGGGGCGUGCCGCCCUGCCAUUCUCUCCAGCAACCCCUCUCCGGGCGUCUCCCAUUGGCGGAGACGGAUAUUCCCCCCCGGCCCAUGGCCAAUGGGCCGGGGGGGGCGGUGCCUCCCAUUGACAGAACCGGCACGGCGGUGUUUACCGGGGGCGGGGCGGUGGCGGCUAUAAGAACGGCACCGGGGGGCGUGCGGCUCCCGGGCUGCCCGCACCGCCCCCGCGCACCCCCGACCCGCCGCAGAGUCCUCGCACCGCACCCGACCGGAGCAUCCGCCGACUCGACCGGGGAAACCUCUCCAGGCGGUGCGGAGCAUCCUCGCACCGGUACAGAGCAUCACCCGGCCGGUGCGGAGCGUGCCCGUGCUGAACAUCCCCGGGUCGGUGCGGAGCACCCCAGAGGGCCCCCAGACCGGCGCGGAACGUCCCCGAGCCGGUGCCGAACAGCCCCGAGCAUCCCCGAGCCGGCGCGGAGCGUCCCGGAGCACCCCCGGACCGGACCGCUGUUGAGCAUCCCCGAACCGGAGACCGCCGGGCCGGCCCGGAGCAUCGCAGCGGCCGCCGCCCCGGCGGAGCCGCCCCCGCCGUGCGCUCCCGGUCCCCGGCGCGGCCCCCUGCGCCCCGCCCCGCCGCCGCCCGCUCGGCACAAUGGGGGCGGCGCGGCGCGGCGCGUAGCGGCGGGCGGGGAGGCGGCGGCAGCAGGCGGGGAGGAGGACGAGGAGGAGGAGGCGGCGGCGGCGGCGGCGGGGGGGUCCCGGGACCCGGCAUGGUGCAGCGCGGCACACGGGGCCGGGGCGCAGAGGCUCGGCGGGAGCCCUGUGCCUCGCUGCCCACCCGUGACACCGAGCCUGCCUGGUGCAAGACGCCGAGUGGGCACAUCAAGCGGCCCAUGAACGCCUUCAUGGUGUGGUCACAGCACGAGCGGCGCAAGAUCAUGGACCAGUGGCCCGACAUGCACAACGCCGAGAUCUCCAAACGCCUGGGCCGGCGCUGGCAGCUCCUCCACGACUCUGAGAAGAUCCCCUUUGUCAAGGAGGCCGAGCGCCUGCGCCUCAAGCACAUGGCCGACUACCCCGACUACAAGUACCGGCCCCGGAAAAAGGGCAAGGUGGGCACUGGCACGGCCCGCCCGCGGCUCCCGGUGAAGAUCAAACCCUCGGUGCUGGGCCGCGUCUCCGCUGGCCGCAGGCAGCCCGCUAAGCCGCCCGCCAGCCCCGACACCCCGCAGGAGCCUGCGCUGGAGGUGCCAGCUGAGGACAGCCCCAUGGCGCCCGGCACCACCACCUGGCAUGCGGCACCCACUGAGGAGCGUGGCACCGAGGAGCCCCCUGUGGCCCCCCUCCCUGCCAUUGCCUGCCCCGAGCCGGGGAGCUCCCCAGAGAGCGGGUCUCCCUCUCCCAUGUCGGCCAGGUCCCCUCCCUCCUCCUUCAGCUCCUCUGAUGAGGAGCUGGAGGAAGAGCUGCUGGGGGUUCUGCCCGCGCGGGCUCCUGCCAGUGCCGCCUGCGCUGCCCUGGACUGGUCCGUCUUCGACAAGGACCACGACCUGUUCCCGCGGGGAAGCUCCUCGCAUUUCGAGUUCCCGGACUAUUGCACGCCCGAGGUGACGGAGAUGAUAGCGGGGGACUGGCUCAUGUCCAGCAUCUCAGACUUGGUCUUUACCUACUGAGUCCCGCGCUCUGCAGGUAACGCUCUUCUUUUUUUUUUUUUUUUUCCACAAUCAGGUCAUAAAAAACAGAAAAAAACAAAACAAAAAAACAAAACCAACAAAAAAACCCGAAACCAGCUGUUUACAUGCAGGAAUCAGGUAUUUUGCCUUGAAGCCGCUGGAAGGCAGAGCUCCCUGCUCACCCCAUCCCCCUGGCACACACCCACUCCUCGUCUGUCUGUCUGGCCCUCGGGACACGUGGCUGGCUGCCGCGGUUAUUUGGCCGUGAAAUGCGAGUAUCUAAUGGGGUUUUUAUUGUCAGCACCUGGCCCCUUUCCCCCAGCCGUGGCUGCUCCGGCCGCUGCCCUGGGCAGCAGUAGCACCCAUGUCAGCCCCAGCUCUCGGUGCCCGUCCCGCCCUCCCCGUUCCUCGGGAAUGGCCGAUUCCUUUUGCUUUUUGGCUGCAUUUAAAGCCUGUCUUCAAUUUUUUCCUCUUCCUUGUUGCAGCCCUUGGGGAGGGGUCCUCUGCUGUGCUGCAUCUAGGGGUGGCAGAGCCAUGGGGAGCCCUCUCUGCCCAACACCCUGUUUCAUGGGGGUCCCCAGCUUUGGGGGUUCGCUGUCCCACAGGGCUGGCUCUUUCCCUGCGCUUUCCUUGUGGCGCGCGCUGCCCGCCGCUGACUUUGGGAAGAGCAAAGUUGUGCGCACGUGAUGCGCACGUGGAUGCAGAGGCUGUGUUGUUCCUCUCGCCUGGCGGUUGUGCAGCGCCCACCGUGCCGCGGGGGAAGCCCAUGCCUGGAGCCACCCCGAAACCCGCUGGGGGACAAGCCCUUCCCAGAGCAACCUGCCCCUCCUUUAGCCUUGGAGCCGGUGCCCAUGUGGCACCUGCGCUGGGCUGGCUGGCUGUGGCUGGCAGAGCCGGGUCCUACCAUGCGCGACUGCGGCGGGUGACGCUGCCGGGGUGACAAGGCCAGGCCGGGCAAGGAUGCUGUGGGAAAUCUGCCUUAGGCAACCACCCAGGUGGGGCUGAGAGCAGCAGCAACAGCCAGUGCUCGCGGCUGCAUGUGGUGUGGGCGAUGCUCCGGCACGGUGCUGCUCCACGCUGUGCCAUGCUGUGCCCCUGGUUCCGCCAGAAGCGGGGACAUCCCGGCACAGCGCUGCCAAGGAGCUUCCCGGCACGGCAGGUCCUGUCACAGCGGCGCCUCCAGACGGGUUUUUCUUUGCUUUUCCUAAUGGCUCCUUCCUGCACCCAGCUGCCUCCUCCCGCUGCCAGGAGCACGUGGCUGCAGCGCCGGGCGGCAGCAGCCGCAGGGGCAGCACGGGGGUACGGCUGUGCUGGGGGGACCAGCAGCGACCGCAGCCACCCCGCGCUGCUAGCCCUGGGGACAUGGCUGUGGCAGGGAGCUGUACUGGGUCAGCCGGGACUGCUGCUUGCAGCAGCCUCUGAGGUCCCCAUGGCCCUGGUUCUCCAGGGGUUCAGGGUGUGUGGGGACCCCUCUGAGCCUUCCCAGGCAGUGGGGUGCCAGGGGCAGUGGGGCACCUGCGCCCUGGAGCUCUGUGUCCCCAUUUUGGGGCUGCCGGUUCCUCUGGUCACAGGUUGCCCUGUGCCUGCCCGGUGCAGCAGGGCUGGACAGAGCUGUGACCAGGGGAAGGUCUCCCCGCCACUGGGUCCUGGCACCCCGGGGGGGUCAGAGAGGGAGACCUGCCUGGCCCCGCUGCCAGAGGUGCCGUUGGCCUCGGCUCAGCAUGGGGACAGGCACCGUGGUGCAGGGAGAGGUGUGUACCCUGGCCAUUCGCAGGGAUGCUCAGUGUCCCCCAGUCCCGUCCCGGGUGGCCUCAGAGUCCCCUCGAGGCACCUCCCUGUUGCCAGCCAUGGGUUGUAGAUGUGUUGGUGUGUAGCGGUAGCUGCGUGUGUGUGUGUCGGCGUUGCCUUAGCCGCCGUGUUUCAGUAGCCCCGGUGUGGUGCCAGCCUGCGGAGCCAGGCGGGUGUCACGCAUCAGACACAUGUUCCCUGUAUAGAGCGUGUCCCCGUCCCUGCCCCCCCGGCCCGUUCCCCACUGGACCCAACCCCACCCAAGGUGGAAAAGCCAAAUAAGCACCGGGCCAGCCGUGACACCGGCAGCCUGCUCCUGCCUCACUGCCACCCCAGGGGGAACUCUGCUUUCCCAACCUGCGGGCAGCCUCGUGCCAGGAGCGCCCCAAGCCCCCUCCCCUGCUUGAGCUGGAUUUGGGGUUCCUGGGGGGUUCCGCAGCCCCAGGGUUCUCUGACAUGCACAGAUCUCACCCAGCAUCUCGGUGCCUUCUCGGGGUGCACAGCCACCCUGUGCCAUGGCUGGGAGCGCUUGGGAAAUCUGCUGAGGCUGCCGGCCGCCUGCCCUCCGUCCCCAUCCCCGGGGAAGUCAAAGCCCCGAGUACCGGCAGGGCCUGAGGCCAUGGUGAGGGUCUCGCAUCACAUGUGUGUGCUGUCAGUCCUGCAGCUCAGGGCACAUGGGUGACCCAGGGUCCUCUGUGUCACCCAUGGGCUGGGGUGCUCCCUCCAUGGACUGUCAGGCGAAACGUUUCCUCAGGAGCAGGUUCUGGGUCAGCGCCAGAACCAGAGCCAGAGCCGGGGCCCCCCGGCCGCAAGCACAACACCAUCCGCUUCAUCCCCGUCCCCCCUCAUCCCCCUCCUGCCCCCUCCUCGAGACUCGCUGGGUGUGUUUGUCGGGGGAGAACCGUUGUGGACAGUGGUGGAUUUUCUGUGCCGUGUGGUUGUAGUGCUUAGAGACCCCCCCAGCGUGCGGCCCCCUCCCGCUGCGCCCCCACCUCCCCGCUGCCCCGUGCUGGCUGGCAUGCGUGUGCGAGCGUGUGUGCGUGCGCGUGCGACAUCCUGUCAUCACUAGAGACAAAGCUAAUAAUAAUAAUAAUAAUAAAUUAAUAAUAAAAAUAAACCAAACCUCUCUCAGGAAGAAGCUGCCCCGGCGGCGGCCGAGCAGGCCGGGGGUCCCCGGAUCUGGCGGGGCCGCGGUGCAGCCUGCGGACGGGCGCCAGCGCUCGGGGUCACCUUUGUAGUGUUGUGUUAGUGAAGGGUCCUGUAUUUGGUGUCUUGGAGAAAUAGGAUUUAGUGGAGGGGCAGCCCCGGCCCCCGUCCCGUCCCGGGGGGUGCGACGUGGCCAGCGCCGGCUCUGCAAAAGCUCAGUUAUUGGUUAUUCUGACUGUUGUGACUAUGGAAUAAAGUGUGUUGGUCGCUG
This is a messenger RNA of Columba livia (rock pigeon), 5081 nucleotides long. RefSeq names its product SRY-box transcription factor 12 (gene SOX12). The transcript has a single exon. The record is from RefSeq and is a predicted model, not a curated record. Lineage: Eukaryota; Metazoa; Chordata; Aves; Columbiformes; Columbidae. Gene Ontology annotation, molecular function: RNA polymerase II cis-regulatory region sequence-specific DNA binding; DNA-binding transcription factor activity, RNA polymerase II-specific. Bases 977 to 1876 code for a protein of 299 amino acids. Gene Ontology annotation, biological process: positive regulation of transcription by RNA polymerase II; anatomical structure morphogenesis; cell differentiation.